Linum tenue is the source of this 2051-nucleotide messenger RNA. The record is from the annotation of a GenBank genome assembly. Lineage: Eukaryota; Viridiplantae; Streptophyta; Magnoliopsida; Malpighiales; Linaceae.
CGAUAACCCAACACCACACCCUACCGGUUCCCGCGAAAACCCGCCGCUGCUGCUGCGGCGAUUAUACCUUAAUUCUCUCUCUCACUCUCUCGAAUUAAUCCUAAUCCAAUCGUAUUAUCAGUUUUCACUUUUCAAUUUUUCCAUUAUGUUUUAAUUAAUUAAUAAAUCACCCGCCCUUCCUCCCCAGCCAAAUCCCCCUUUUGUUUGUCCUUUUCCUUUCCCCCUCUGAUGGCGAGAUCCGGCGGCGGACGAUGAGCAGGGGCGGCGGAGGAGGAAUUCGGACGACGUCGUUCCACAGAAAAUCAUCAUCAGAAACAGCGUGCUUGGUGGUCGGCUGCGUGACGAUGAAAGGACUCUUCAAGCCCAGGAGCCGGACACCGGUCGAGCUCGUUCAGCACCUCCGCGAACUCAUCCUCUUCGCCCUCCGCAACCCCUCCGAUGUCCCCAAAAAGAAGCGCGAAGACAAGAUGGCAGAGCUAGGAAAAACUCUAGUGGAGAUAAGGACUAUCCUGUUCGGGGAAGGCCAAUCCGAGCCCAAUGCUGAGGCUUGCUCACAAUUGACCCAAGAGUUCUUUCGUGAGGACACAAUACGUAUCCUCAUCGUUUGCAUCCCAAAACUCGACCUCGGGUCUCGUCAGAUUGCGGCACGGGUGAUUACGAACUUGCAGAAGCAGAAGGUGCAAGGGAGGCUGGUGGCUCCGCAGUACAUGGAGAGCAAUUUGGAUCUUUUGGACAUUUUGCUACCUGGUUAUGCAGAUGACGAGAUAGCAUUACCAUAUGGAUUAAUCGCAAGGGAGCUAAUAUGCCAUCAGGUGGUGGCAAAGUAUGUCCUCGAAUCAGAGCACAUGCGCAAUUUCUUUGAAUACAUUCAGAUUGAGACAUUUGAAAUCUCAUCGGAUGCUCAAGCCACUUUCAAGGAACUUCUCACAAGACAUAAAUCAACCGUUGCUGAAUUUCUGACCAACAAUUUCGACUGGUUCUUUGUGGAAUAUAAUUCAAAGUUGCUAGAAUCCAAGGAAUACAUAACCAGAAGGCAAGCUGUCAAGCUCCUGGGAGAUAUGCUGCUUGAUCGAUCGAAUAUGGUGGUGAUGGUUCGGUAUGUGAGCUCGUUGGAUAACAUGAGAAUAAUGAUGAACCUUUUCAGAGAAGAAAAGAAGUCGAUACAGAUGGAAGCUUUCCAUGUGUUCAAGGUAUAAUUUUCAAAUUUGAUGGCUGACACCUCCAUGCUUCUGUUUAAAGACACGAUCCACAUCUUCCCUCCAUUCGAUUCUACCUUAAUUUGGCUGAGUCAGCAUCGCCAAGUAGAAUUGUUAUGUGACAAAGUCACUGCAUACGCAUUUUAUGCACCCUCAAACUCGACCAAAUUCUUCUCCAACUUGACCCCAGAGCCCGCAAAACCUGAUUCCUAACCCAUUUUAAAGUUCUCUUGGGAAUAGUUGAGUUGGGUGCGUGAGGUGUUUACUGGGCGAUUUUCGUGAUAGUACGAGCUGUUUGUUGCGAACCAAAGCAAGCCUCCUGAGAUCAUUGGUGUGCUGAUUCAGAACAAGAACAAGCUCCUCAGGUUCUUAGCUGGUUUAACAACUGAGAAAGAGGAUGAACAGUUUGAGGCAGACAAAUCUCAAGUGAUUAGGGAGAUUGCAACCUUAGACACCAGAGAACGUGCAAUCACUGAUUCAGAUAAUGAAGCUGAAUCCUAAUCUGAUAUGGAUUUUACUCUGAACACAUGAUAUGGAAACGAACUGACUAACAUCAAUCAUUCUUUCUUUCUUUCUAGGACUUGUCUGAAUUCUCUGUUUGUUUCUUCCUUUUUCCUUCUCCUCUAAUUGCCUUUUUGUUUUAAAAAACACGGUAAACAACAGAGUUCAUCACAGCAGAUAGUGCUUGUAUAAAGAAUCAAAGACUACAACUACGCAAGUAUUUCGUUUUAGUUUUCCCUUUUACCGGUCACAUGAAGCACCGUGUCUUAUAUUCUGCUUGUUUCAUGAUCCAAUUACUAUUUUCGUAUUAAAAUAGAAGAAAUAUGUGAAUUAAUGAUUUAUCGUCACAACACA